AUGGUUGAGCUAUUGCAUUCUUGGGGGAUAUUAUUCAUGGAGAACAACCCUAGUUCAUCAAGAAAUGAUAGAAAAUUCGUUGAGAGGACUAGAAGAAAUCAAAUGAAGGAUCUAUUCUCCAAUCUCAACUCAGUUAUGCCUCAUCAAAGUUCAAGGGAGGGGAUUCCACGGUCAGAUCAGAUAGGUGAAGCCACAAACUACAUAAAGAAUUUACAGAUUAAGCUGGAGAAAAUGAAGGAGAAAAGACACAACCUAACAGACAUUGAAAGGUCAAAAAAUGGUAGCAUGAAUAUGGGAUUUUGUCCAGAAUUUAAGAUCCAACAAAUGGGUUCAGUCUUGGAGGUUGUUCUAGUAACUGGGUUGGAUUGUCAAUUCAUGUUCAAUGAGACCAUUCGUAUCAUUCAAGAAGAAGGAUCAGAUAUAGUCAAUGCCAGUUACACAGUCGUUGAAAAUGCAGUUUUCCAUACAAUACACUGUCAGGUAGAUGAAUCUGCCAAUGAAGCUUUGAGAAUAUCAGAGAAACUGAAGAAUUAUGGCAAUGGUUGGUUGGAUAACUCUGAGUGGAAGCGCAUAAUCUAUGUUCUCAACCGGUAUGAACCAGUGAAGGCAGGGUUACAACUUUACUGCACUUUUGAUAGUAAAACCACCACUUUAGGGUAA
Sphenostylis stenocarpa is the source of this 660-nucleotide messenger RNA. Lineage: Eukaryota; Viridiplantae; Streptophyta; Magnoliopsida; Fabales; Fabaceae. The record is from the annotation of a GenBank genome assembly.